ACCAGGCGGCGUGUUGGGCGCCGGGGUCCAAGGCAUCCGCGGAUCCCUGCGGGAAGCGCCGAAACACGCCGGUGCACCCGGGCUUCUCAGGCUCCCCUCCCGCUUCUUGCAGGAAAGCGCCGUCUGUGGAUGCUAUGGGCAAACCCGAGUGGGUCUGAAGCUGACCGUGAAGACUGGGGGGGCGUGCUGACGCGAGCAGCCACACUGCCACGCGGCGGGGGACCCCGGCCCCGCGCCCUCGGCGAGCCCCUGGGGCGGGACCCGGCGGGUGGGAGUUCCCGGGGGUCAGGGUCUUAUCUCCCGCACCCAGGCCUGGGUGGGGCUUCUGUCCUUGGCCGCCUCCGCUCCCCGUCUCCCGCCUCGGGGGCGCCCCCUCUGGGUGUCGCACGCCCGGUCGCCCCGCGGUCACCGGCGCGCAGCGAGCUCUGGGCGGUUACCGCUCUGCGUCCCCCGCCGGCGGCGCGCCCCUCGCUCGCGCGGGCUGGCAGUUCAAUCGCACAAACAGUGUCCGGCUUCCUGUCCUCGUCCCCCUCCCGCCCCGUUUCCCUGGCCCCUCCCUCUCCCCCGCCCGCUCCGCCCGCCCGCUCCCCCUCCCCCGAGCCCUCUGGGUCCCGGGAUGGGGGGGCGGUGAGGCAGGCACAGCCCCCCGCCCCCAUGGCCGCCCGUCGGAGCCAGAGGCGGAGGGGGCGCCGGGGGGAGCCGGGCACCGCCCUGCUGGCCCCGCUCGCGCUGGGCCUGGGCCUGGCGCUGGCCUCCCUUGGCCUCCUGCUGGCCGUGGUCAGCCUGGGGAGCCGGGCAUCGCAGUCCGCCCAGGAGCCUUCCCAGAGGGAGCUGACGGCAGGAGAGGACCGGGACCCGCGGGAGCCGAGCCCCCAGUCAGAGGGUCCUGUGCCUUUUCUGAAGCGACUGGUUCGGCCUCAAAGAAGUGCACCUAAAGGCCGGAAAGCACGGGCUCGCAGAGCGAUUGCAGCCCACUAUGAAGUUCACCCACGUCCGGGACAAGAUGGAGCACAGGCGGGUGUGGAUGGAACAGUGAAUGGCUGGGAAGAGGCCAAAAUCAACAGCUCCAGUCCACUGCGCUACGACACCCAGAGAGGGCAGUUUAUAGUCACCAAGGCUGGGCUCUACUACCUGUACUGUCAGGUGCACUUUGAUGAAGGGAAGGCUGUCUACCUGAAGCUGGACUUGCUGGUGGAUGACACACUGGCCCUGCGCUGCCUGGAGGAGUUCUCAGCCACUGCAGCCAGUUCCCUGGGGCCCCAACUCCGGCUUUGCCAGGUGUCUGGAUUACUGCCCCUGCGGUCAGGGGCUUCCUUACGAAUCCGCACCCUCCCCCGAGCCCAUCUCAAAGCUGCCCCCUUUCUCACCUACUUUGGACUCUUCCAAGUUCACUGAGGGACUCUGGACAUUCCCAGGCUGACAGCUCCCCACUGCAGCUCUCUGACUAUCCCAGUCAUCCUCCCCCUCCCCAGACCCACUCCCUGCUCUCCUACCCCCUCCCCAGGAUUUGCUCACCUGUCCCCAGUGCCACACAGAAAAGUCCACACUUCUCUGACAACCCCACCCCAAACCUCCCUACAUUUGACACCCCCAUUUAUCUCCUGACUCCCCACUCUGACCAUACACACUCCAGGACACUGUGUUUACUAAACUGUGGAUGAAGAUGGGUCCCAAAUACCCCUCUUCAGGCACUAGGAGAGGCUGGGCGCCAGAAAGACUGGGACUAGGCCAGGAGGUCCCAAAUGUGCGGGCUGAGAGACCCAAACAAGUUCUUCCCGAAGACUCCCUGUGGAUUUUUAAAACAGAUAUUAUUUUUAUUAUUAUUAUGACAAAGUGUUGAAAAGUGGAUAUUAAAGAGAAUAAGUCAUGGUC
This is a messenger RNA of Erinaceus europaeus (western European hedgehog), 1872 nucleotides long. It is a transcript of the gene TNFSF12, whose product is annotated as TNF superfamily member 12. Gene Ontology annotation, cellular component: membrane. Gene Ontology annotation, biological process: immune response. The transcript has 7 exons. Gene Ontology annotation, molecular function: tumor necrosis factor receptor binding; receptor ligand activity. Lineage: Eukaryota; Metazoa; Chordata; Mammalia; Eulipotyphla; Erinaceidae. Bases 130 to 1395 code for a protein of 421 amino acids. The record is from RefSeq and is a predicted model, not a curated record.